CGAGAAUCUUCGGUACAAUAGUAUCUGGUGCAUUGCUGUUCUGGUUGCUAGCCACGGAAUCGGAACCAAAAUGGUCAACAACGAUAAACAGCAACCGCAGGAGGAUGAGAACACCAUCGCGGACAAUACGGUGGUGCAGAAGUACAAAACAGCUGGUUCGAUAGUCAACAAGACACUGCAGAACCUCAUCCAAUCAUGCAAAGUGGGUGCAUCGGUAAAAACCCUGUGCCAGAAGGGUGAUCAUCUGCUGGAACAGGAAACGGGAAAGAAAUACAAAAAUGAACCAGAUAUGAAAAAAGGUAUUGCGUUCCCAACCUGCCUCUCGGUCAAUAACUGCAUCUGUCACUUUUCGCCAUCGAAGAACGAUCCGGAUUACGUGCUGAAGGCAGGCGAUGUUGUUAAGAUCGAUCUGGGUGCUCACAUCGACGGGUUCAUCGCGGUGGCUGCCCACACGAUCGUCGUCGGUGCCACGGUGGAAAACAAAUGCAAGGGACGCGCUGCGGAUGUGGUCCUAGCGGCGUACCAUGCGGCGCAGGCCGCCCUUCGGUUGCUCAAGGACGGCACCAACAACUACGCGGUGACCGAGGCCGUCCAGAAGAUCGCCGGCGAGUACAAGUGCAAACCGAUCGAGGGCAUGCUGAGCCACCAGCUGAAGCAGUUCAAGAUCGACGGAGAGAAAACCAUCAUCCAGAAUCCGACCAUCGUGCAGAAGAAGGAGCACGAGAAGUGCACCUUCGAAAAGUACGAAGUGUACGCGAUGGAUGUGCUCAUCAGCACCGGUGAGGGACUUGGCAAGGAACUCGACACGAAGGUUUCAAUCUACAAGAAAACCGAGGAAAACUACAUUCUCAAGCUGAAAGCGUCCCGUGCGUUCUACGUUGAGGUCAAGAAAAAAUACGGUACGAUGCCAUUCAACCUACGGAACUUCGAGGAGGAAGCUAAGGCCAAGAUGGGUGUGAUUGAAUGUGUGACCCACAAACUGGUUGAGCCAUUCCAAGUAUUAUACGAGAAAAACAACGAACUUGUGGCCCAGUUCAAGAACACCGUGCUGAUCCUGCCCAACGGUUUGCAGAUCGUCACCGGGAAUGCGUUCGAUGUGAACUGCUACGACAGCGAGCAUAGCAUCCAGGAUGAGGAAACGAAAAAGCUGCUGGAGAGUGAAAUGAUACUAGCGGACGCCAAAAAACCGAUCGUUGCCAGCCAGCCUAAGGUCGCCGCAGCAAGCAGCAAUGUCCCUGCCAGCACGACGGAAGCCGGUGGAGAUGGUGCCGCCAAGGAUAAAAAGAAAAAGAAGAAGAAGAAGGCUGCAGCUGCUGCUGCUGCUGCUGCUGCCGGAGCCGGUGGAGAUGCUGUCGUGGCGGACAAGGAGAAUGCGGCAGCCGCCAAGGCAUAAUAAUUGGUUGUCGGUUUCAGGAUACUCUUCUGAUACUGAUUACUUUUCUUCCCCGUGUCACACCAUCGCCUGUUGAAAUGUUUACAACAUCAAAAGCACCCCAGGCAUGUUUCUUUUUUCUUGUACGGGUUGUACUGGAAAUCCGGCUCUCAUCGUCGAUGGAACUUAUUCGUAAAAUAAUUAGUAGUCUCAGCAGCACUAGAAAGCAUCAGAAACAGCUCAACAGUAGAUUCACAGGACAUUUCCUGUCUGGUCACUCGUUAACUCUCGGUCUAAACAAUUGUUCAGUACUUGUUCUUUUUCCUCAGAAGUAGGAUAGCAGCAAUCGCAGGGAAGGAAGUUUGUUUUCUAUUUAUUCCUUCGAUUUGAGAUUGAACAAUAGCGUACAUUAGUAAGAACUGAUAAACACAAAUUACAAAUUUUUAAAUUUGCCCAAUUUACUUCAGAAACCAGCAGUAGUUGUUUGCCGAAUAGCAGCAAGUCAAAAACCAACAUCGUACUAAUGUUUUUCUUAGUCGAGGUAGAUUGUGCAUCGCUGAAUUGUGUGUACUUUGAAGUAAAAAGUAUAAAAAAAAAUAUACAGACAGCUUAGGCUGUCCUUUUUUUCCUCUUUAGAAUUGCCUUUAUAAUUCCUUAAUCGACCGAACGCACGCGUGCUACCCCCACAUGUUGAAUUGAAUUCAUCAGAGAGAAGCUGUGUGUGAGAAGUUUGCGGCAACGGUGCAACCGCGUUAAAAUCCUUAAUCCAUUUCAUUCAUAAUGUGUAAAAAAAAAACAAAAACAAAUAGUAGUUGCGCAGAGAAAGGUAAUCACCAUGAGUCGUUUAAAAUUGUAAUUCCGUUUUUUGCAAAUAA
This is a messenger RNA of Uranotaenia lowii, 2247 nucleotides long. Its product is annotated as proliferation-associated protein 2G4. NCBI's taxonomy places the organism in Eukaryota, Metazoa, Arthropoda, Insecta, Diptera, Culicidae. The coding region runs from base 71 to 1393 and encodes 440 amino acids. The transcript has 6 exons. The record is from RefSeq and is a predicted model, not a curated record.